Molecule: messenger RNA, 5497 nt
Organism: Vanessa atalanta (red admiral)
Lineage: Eukaryota; Metazoa; Arthropoda; Insecta; Lepidoptera; Nymphalidae
Product: 1-phosphatidylinositol 4,5-bisphosphate phosphodiesterase epsilon-1-like
Exons: 39
Coding region: 104-5497 (1797 amino acids)
Biological process (GO): phosphatidylinositol-mediated signaling; lipid metabolic process
Molecular function (GO): phosphatidylinositol-4,5-bisphosphate phospholipase C activity
Source: RefSeq, a predicted model, not a curated record
GUUCUGGCUGAGCAUAUCAGACGAACCGUUACCAACGCUGGACUUCCUCUCCGCGGCGCUACUAUCCGCUGAGUACGAGAGGGCUCUUGGCCGCGCCCUGGCGAUGCCAGAGUGCAGACUGAUACCAUUUUUUGGAGCUUUUUUAAGAGAAUUAAGAGAAAUCUUGGCGGCAACUCCGUCUCUGACCACCCACUCAGUCGCCGUGACGCCGACGCACAGGAGAGACACCAAGCGCGACUCUGUCAAGGACGACAGAUCCUCAAUUAAAAGAGAUACCAGAAGAGAAAGUAGUAAGAGAGUGGAUCAAGGAACGACCACCAGUCCUCUCCGAGACAGCUGCAAGCGAGAGUCGCGGUACAACGAGACGAGCAGACAAGUGUACAUCGCAUCCUUCGACGAGGAAGGCGAACAGUUUCGAAGGGUCGGGCCCGAGGGUCUGAUGAACUUGGAAAAGGUGUACCGGACGCAAGCGGUGAUGGACCACAUAGCGAGCUUUCACCAGCACCGAUACAGCCUAGCGAGAACAACGGCACCUGUUUUUGGAGAUUACUUGAGAACAGCCAUAGAAUCAUGCGAAGAACCUGUCUUCGUGCAGCCAGCCCAGACGACCGCGGGGUCAGACUUCGAGAACGAAGCGCUCUACGAGCUGGAAGGAGGAGGUUACUGUCCUGUACAACCCCUGCCUCACGACCAUGGCGUCACAAUGUUCCCGCUGGCGCCGCAAAACGGGGAGAGAAUGGACAGGCACGUUUUACAGAUUUUACACCAUGGAACUGCUUGCGUGGUGGGGGAAGCGGAGUGGGGCGGUGCGUUCGCUCAGCUCCGACUAGAGCGAUCGUGCGCUCUGCUCACGUGGAGCCGCACAGCACACCGCCCACAUGCACAACACGGUGAAACCCCAUCAGAGAACGUACAGCAACCUGAAAUUAGCUUAUCAUACAACCCUGAGGAAGUCAUACCGCUAAAAUAUUCCGGAAACUUGGUGCACGAGAAUGAAGCUGGUGUGGUCGGCGAGGAGGGCUUCAUCGACCUUCAAUGCGUGAAGGACAUGCGUCUUGGAGGCAAGCUGCUGGAACCGCGGGAUAUCGCGGAGCUCUGCGCGUGCGCAAAGAAACACGGCCUCGAGACGUGCAGCCAGCGGCCGCACAUCAUAUCAUUAGUGUACGGGAAAACGUUGAGUGAUAACAGAACUGUGCACUUUGUACUGCCGCCAUAUUCUUUUAGGGUAUGGGCAGUCGGUCUCCACUCUGUCAUAAAGGCGUUAAUAAGUCAGACGAAACUCGCAGACCGAAGUCUCGCGUGGCUGAAAAACAAGUACACGGCACUCUACUACGAGGACGGAUGCUGUUGCGAACCACUCGUAUCUGAUGCUAUACGGGUCUUUGGAGGCAGGGAUUCCGUCUGCGACAGCUCGUCACACUCCACGCCAGUCAAAUAUGCAGAGUCUCACACAGACUCGAUAAAGAAUACAGGAAUGAAGUUUAAGAAGAACAAAUCCACGUCCGAAUUGAAGAGUUCCCCGAAGAGCUACAGCUCACACACAUCCGGCACGCGCAGUGACGACGAUGUAGUUCAGGGAUCUCCAAGGCACAGCUCGUACUCGGCCGCGUCGAGCCAGCACUCGUCGUGCGCGCCGCGGCACAGCAGCCUCACCGCCGCGCCCAGCGUGUUCAGCGGCUCCCCUAACCGCAGUAGUUUAAGAAGAUUAGAAACCAGUGAGAGGUUUUGGGAGAAUCUAAAACAUCUGAGGACGGGGUCGGUGGGCUACGACACGCAACUCGACUUCAUGGACUUUGUCGCGUUAUUUCGAAGCUUUAGUCUAGUAAUGAGGUCAGAGUUGCGAGAUGUUUUCGAACAUUUGGCGGUACCGAGAAUGCGGAAUCCACUGCUGGGCGCUGAAAAGAGUCGAAGUUCCCCAGAACUUUUCAGAAGCAAAAAUGUUUUCCGCACUGGGUUACUGACGAGAAAUGGUUCCCUGGACUUAGAACCUCCGAGUGACAAGGCGGGCAGAAAGAAAGCAUUUGAUAUUCUCGCAGCGGCAGCUUUACCAGGAGCAAGUCCGGACGUGAGCGGUCGAGUGUUGUCGCUGCCCACGCUCGGGAAGUUCUGCGAAACGAGACAAAAUGAACCCAAGACUGAACAGCAGCUGAAAGAUAUAAUACAGAGACACGAACCGGACCCAACACUGCGGGCGGAGAACUGCUUCUCAUUCGAGGGUUUCGUGAGAUUCCUCACUGAUAAAGACAAUUACGCAUUCGUACCCGAGCAGCGGAGAGCUAACAAUUUUACGGGGAAAUCCGCAAGUAAUGGGGAAGAUGAUCUACCCAAGGAGCUAUCCCGCGAGAUGACGGGACCCCUCAGCCAGUACUACAUAGCCAGCAGUCACAACACCUACCUCACCGGUCACCAGCUGAAGGGGGAGUCGUCGGUAGAGCUGUAUAGUCAGGUGCUACUGACUGGUUGCCGAUGUGUCGAACUGGACUGCUGGGACGGUGACGAUGGCAACCCUGUGAUCUACCACGGCCACACUUUCACCACCAAAAUACCAUUUCGAAGAGUCGUUGAAACAAUUGCUAGGAGUGCAUUCGUUGCUUCUCCAUAUCCGCUAAUUCUGAGCAUCGAAAAUCACUGCAGUCUCCCGCAACAACAAGUGAUGGCAAGCACUUUUGAGGCAGUGUUUGGAGACCAACUGGUGACGUCGUUCCUGUUCGAAGUGGACUACACGGACGAGCCGCGCCUGCCGAGCCCAGACCAAUUAAAGUAUAAGGUACUUAUAAAGAAUAAGAAGUUGCUUCCGGUGCAGUCCAGCCCAACCAUAGGACUUACUGGAGCAAGUUCCGCGCAAGGCUAUGGCGGCGUGCUCGCCACAGCAUUCAGGACUAAUGGCAUACGUCAAACGAGUUCGUCUCUCCCAGACGCCAGCAACAGGACGAGUUCCAUCAUGUCCAACCAAUCAGCUGGCUCGUCACUCACGGAGUACUUCUCUGAUGAAGAUUACGAUGAAGAUGAUGAAAUUGACGAGAAAGAGUUACACAAAAUCCUAAACGCUCUGGAGGAGAAGGUCGGUCGGACCUCCCUCUCGCUCUACCAGAGUUUUCGUCGCGAUGGAGAAGGAGAACCGUCGGCUGCGUUGAAACACGCUACAAAUAGAAAACGUAGCAAUCAAAUAGCCAGGGAACUCAGUGAUAUGGUCACUUAUGUUCAAGCAAUAAAAUUCCGAGGUCUCAAUCCAAUAUCACCGAGAAGUUCCAUGAAACAACCCAGCAAUGUCGUGAAGGACAACUCCAGUGGCGCCGCUUGCAGCAGCUUCGAGUCCUCGGAGAGUAGUGACAGUACAGGAACACAGCAGCUAGCGGUCAGCAGUCAGCACUCCCGAGCGCGCUGCCUGAACGCCCCCGCCGCGCACCACCCGUGCUACCGCUGCUCGUCCGUCAACGAAGCCAUCGCCAAGAAGAUCUGCAGGAAACAUCCCUUGGCCCUCAUCGCGCACACGGAAACGCAACUUGUCAGAACAUAUCCCGCCGGCCUAAGGAUAGACUCGUCCAACUUCGACCCGGUCACGUUCUGGUCGUGCGGCGUGCAGCUCGUGGCGCUCAACUACCAGACCGAGGACGCGGCGAUGGCGGUCAACGCGGCCAUGUACGAGAGCAACGGCUGCUUGGGAUACGUGAGGAAACCGAGGGUCAUGUGGGACCCGAGCCAUAUCGCUUUUCGACGGUUUAACCCCAUGGAUAAAGAGUUCGAUGGCAUCCACGCAGCACAUCUCACCCUCGCCGUCAUUUCCGGACAAUACGUCGCUGAAAACGUUUACUCCUUCUAUAACGCAUUUGUCGAAGUUGAAAUAUUGGGUGUUCCCGCUGACUGUAGGAAGAUCAAGACGAGGGUCGCCAGAAGAAACGCCUUAAAUCCUAUUUGGAACGAGACAUUUAAUUUUAAGGUGAACUUUCCAGAACUGGCAUUCGUUCGUUUCGAAGUAUACGACGCGGAUACUAAUUAUAUGUUGUCGCAGCGUGUGAUACCGUUACUCUGUCUGCGCCCAGGGUACCGACAUGUGCGGUUAAGAUCUCCGACAAAUCAGCCGUUAAACAUGGCGUCACUGCUGAUAUUCUCUCGCUGCGCGGAAGAGCAGGCGGGCGAGAGUUGUCGCGCGGACGCCGAGCCGACUUCGCCCACGCAGCGCAGGAAGAUACACUUCCUCGUGGUGCACGCCGUGGUGCUGCACGAGCCCUACUCCAUACUCAAAGUGACGCACGACACAACCACCAACGAGGCGAUAGCGCAGUGCCUGUCGAAGGCGGGCGUGUGUCGCUCGGCGCGCGGCAGCUACGUGCUGGUGGAGGAGGUGCCGUCGCGCGCGCCCACGCAGCGCGUGCUGGCGCCGCACGAGCGCGUGCUGCGCGCCGCCACGCAGCGCCCCGCCGCGCGCCUGCUGCUCAAGCGCGUGGGCGACGACCCCAGCAGCAGGGCCUGGCUCACCAGCAUCAGCAGCACCCAAGAGGAGACCAGGAAGCCACCAGACAGCUUCCUGGUCUGCGUCCACAAUGUCUGCCAUGAAAUACCCUACGCUAUAAUGAAGGUACCGCUGACGGCCACGGCGUCCUACGUGGUGUACCAAGCUCUGACGAAGGCGAGAUGUCACGAUAACCCGAAACGAUUUGUGUUAGUGGAGGAGUUGGAAUGGGGGGGCAGAGCUGGUACCGGUCCUCAGCAACGGGCCCUUGCUGAUGACGAGGUGGUUUACGCGGCUCAGGCAAGUUGGAAAACCCUUGGUAGAUUCGUUUUACAAGAGAGAGGUAGCACGGCCCCGCUGCCGAGACACAGAGCGUGCAUCGCGAGGAUACAGCGCGGACUGAGCAUGACCAGGGGCGCUAUCACUGGCACUACUGGUUUUCCUCUCGGCAAUAUCAUAUCGAGUGACAACGUAGCUGAGGGAAAGACGCCAGUACAGACCGCAUACAGCGACCCCACGCACUGCAGAAGAGUCUCGACUUCGCCUUUGGGAAAAGGCAUAGGCCGGUCGAAAGGUCACUCCGACAAAGAUAUCAGUUCAUACGCUCAAAGAAGAACGGGUCCGAGAGAUGGCGAAACGGGAGGCUCGCUGGGCGCUGAGGCAUUAGCGGCUCAGAUGGCGCGCUUCAAGAGAGUCUUCCGCCGGCUUGGUACGAGCCUGGCGAACCAUCGGGCCUCACUAUCAUCAGAACUCGGAUCACUCUGGGACUUUUUCCGCAUCGACAGAGAAAGGCGACGUUCAACCCCCGGUACUUAUGAACCAAUCGAUACCAAAUCACCAGCGAAACUCGCAAGAGACCUGUUCCAAGUUGUCCAAGAAACAGUAUUUUCUAAGAAGUUCGAAGAAAAAAAAUGUCCACUGGUCAAAGAAGAAUCCGACUUGAGUUCAGACGAUGAGGACGCCAGAAGGAAGAAAGAAAGGGCAGUGGGGGGAGCUGCUUCAAGAGCGAAUCCAGUCCUGAAGAAAAGAAAUACGUACCAACGGUAG